Rotaria socialis is the source of this 813-nucleotide messenger RNA. Lineage: Eukaryota; Metazoa; Rotifera; Eurotatoria; Philodinida; Philodinidae. The record is from the annotation of a GenBank genome assembly.
AUGAAUUCAUCAUCUACAAUAAAUUGUUGUUGUUGUUUAAUAUGUUCAAUCAUGUCUUCGCUGUCCAAUAUAAAUUGUUGUCCACAGCAUUUAUCAUUAUUAAAUCGAUCAUCACCUUCGAGAUUGUCAGCACCAAUUGUUUACAUGAUGUCUCCAGCAGUAAAUGAUUGGUCAAACUUAGAAUGUCAUUGUCGAUCACGUUGUUCGAAAUUGAAACGAUGCCAUAAAUCUUGUUCUUCAAGUUCAUCUACGUCAUCAAAGCCUGGACGACCGAGAAAAAAACAAGCCGUAGCUGAACCAUCGACUGAUACUAUAGAAAACAAUGAUGUUUUACUUUCUCCAACUAAAGAGCAACAUGAGUCGUUAUAUAUGGAAUCUCUUGAAAAAUCAACUGCCUAUCAACAGCGUGGAACAAAUCAUCUUCGCACUCCAUUAUCACCAUUAUUUCCAUCGCAUUCUUUAAUCAAUACAGAGAUGAAUAGUAGAAAAAGUAAUAAAAGUUCGCAAUACAACAUGAGAUCAUCUACUCCAAUUACAACUAGAAGCAAACAAAGAAAUAGUGACGAAGCUGAAUCGCCAAUGGAAUAUCAAUCAAAUCAGCAGCAAAUCAAUGCUCAACCACCUUCAUCACCAGUUUAUUCUCCACGUAUUAUUUUAAGUCGUACUGUUCAUGUUAAAGAAGAAGGUGAAGAAUUAUUCCUAGAUAAUCCUCAAAUAACUAUUAAUAUGGCUCAGGCAAUUGAACAAAUGUUGGCACCAACAGAUUUACAACCCAAAAUUGUCCUCCAACGUGUAUCCGUCGGGGGGCUAUAG